This is a messenger RNA of Anopheles nili, 2460 nucleotides long. Its product is annotated as mutS protein homolog 5-like. Gene Ontology annotation, biological process: mismatch repair; chiasma assembly. Bases 1 to 2460 code for a protein of 819 amino acids. The transcript has 2 exons. The record is from RefSeq and is a predicted model, not a curated record. Gene Ontology annotation, molecular function: ATP-dependent DNA damage sensor activity; mismatched DNA binding; ATP binding. NCBI's taxonomy places the organism in Eukaryota, Metazoa, Arthropoda, Insecta, Diptera, Culicidae. Gene Ontology annotation, cellular component: nucleus.
AUGGAAUCGCCAGAACAACCUACCACAUCAACGGCUAACAAUCAAGCGGGUAAAAUACUCUCACUAUGCUGGAAUGCUGGCGCCCUGGCCGCCUCAUACUACGACAUCGAUCAACUGGAACUGUACGCCGUACAACAGGCCAUCGAACCACGUCCCCAGUACGUGCUGCUUCGAGAUCUUGUCCGUCGCUACCAUCCUUUGUUCUACGUCAUCUCCGGUCCAAGCUGUUUCCUCGAAGACUGCAUCGAACUGCUGGGUCUGCCGGUUGCCGCGAACGAUUCCGCACCCGGCAAUCCUGGGCAAUCACGCAACACCACCGAAAUACCAACCCAAGCACCCAACGUGAAGGUGGUCGAGUUUUCCACACACACCCAAACGAUCGCCAAAGCGCGGCUACUCGCACUGAAAGUUCCCGGCAUGCCAGCCCAAUCCGACGAAGCCGAGUGCCGAACAUUCCUCGAGAGUUUGCUACCGUUCGAGCAGGAGCUGUUGGUGCUGAGCGUCGGAAAUAUGCUGCUUCUGCUGGACGGUGUUGGUGACGGGUUGUCUCCAGACCAGCUGGUAACGAGGAUCAAUCUCGUUACACCCAGCACGCAGCUCAUCAUCGAUGGGUUAACGUACGAGGCACUGCAGAUAUUCGAUGCCAGCCGGCAUCCGUCAGGAUUCAAGCGUGGCACGGACACUCGCGGGUUGUCGGUGUACAGCCUGUUCAACCGGUGUUGCUCGAAGAAUGGCUCCGAAUGGCUCAGCCGUUUGAUGGCGCAACCAAUCCGCGACCGGCAGGAACUACGACGACGGCAGGACACCGUACGGUGGUUGCUGGAAAACGAUCGCUACGUCACGCAAUUCGCCCAAUGUCUGAAGCAUCUGUCCAACGUCGGUUUGCUGUACCGAAAGAUCCUACAGGGCACGGCACGAAACGUCGACUGGAAGAUGCUGAAGAAGAACCUCUACUAUCUGUACUCGCUGUGCAAGGUGUGCGUAAUGGCGAUGGAAGAUUCCCGAACCACCGGGACGCUCAUUCACGAGGUUGGCCAGUACACGCGCAACCCGGGAAAUGCGAUCAAACACGUGCUCUACACCCUCGACAAGUGUCUCGAUCUGGAACGGGGUGACGAGGAAAACAAGGUAGUGAUGCGAGCAGGCAUCGACCCAACCGUCGAUCGAUUGCGCGAACAGUACGACGGUUUGCGGCAGCUCGUAAUGGAAUCCUCCCGGUUGGGCCUGGAAGGACUACAGCUCGACAUGGCGAACGUGUGCGUGACGUACCUGCCAUCGUUUGGGUUCGUCAUCAGCACGCAGGUUGACGAGCAGCUGCAACGGUCUGGCAUCCUAAACAACGCCUCGUUCGAGCUGGUGUUCCAGGCGGACAACACGGCCUACUUUCAGAUCAAUCUGUGCAAGGAGCUGAACAAUGAGUUCGGUCAGAUGGUCGCGCAGAUGAUCGAGCUCGAGCUUGCGCUUCAGAUGCGCCUGACGAGCUUCGUUGGGCACAAGUUUCCCGAGGUCAUGGGGGUGUACAAAUGGGCCGGUAAGCUUGAUGCCCUGCUGUCGUUGGCCACCGUGGCCAAAAUGCAUGGGUACGUUUGUCCGGUUCUUGCUGAUGACAGGGUGCUGCAAAUUAAUGCCGGCCGGCACGUUGUGGUGGAGCGUCGAGGAUCCUACCGCCCGAACGAUACAUUCGUCGGGAACGUCACCGGACGCAUGGUGAACGUGAUCGCCGCGGAAGGAUCAGUAGGAAAAACGACCUAUCUGAAGGAGCUAGCCAUCACGUGUUACCUAGCGCACGUGGGCUCUUUUGUACCAGCUGCCACGGCCCGGAUUCCGCUCCUUGACGCCAUCUACACACGGCUCGAUCACCCGGAAUCGAUCUUCAGCGGGCGAUCCUCCUUCAUGUCGGAGCUGUUCCAAAUGUCGAAUGUGCUACAGAACGCCACCUCCACCUCGCUAGUGCUGAUCGACGAGUUUGGCAAAGGCACGAACUAUCUGGAAGGAAAGUCCUUGCUGGUGGCAUCGAUCGAGCACUUGCUACGGCAAGGAUCACGUGCCCCGAUCACAUUCAUCACGACGAAAUUCACCGGUAUCGAGGCGUUUCUGCCCAACCAACACCCACAUCUCGCACUAACAGUGCACCGGGAGGUUCGGGAGCGUUCGCGUAACGAUUCCUGCCAGGACACGCUGGACGUGACCUCGAUCGACCCGGCUGAUGAGCGGUUGACCACCUCGUACCAGCUGGCAUUCCGUGCCGUAGCCUUUACCGUAAUAAAAUACCACCAAGCUAGUGGACGAGCGUUGGGAGCCGACACCGUACGGCAGUUGCUGGAGGCGACGCCAAUCACGCAGGUUCCGGAACGAUGUCUAGAAAUUUCGCAUGCUCCAAACGCACACGGCACGGCAUCAGUGACGUUACCGGAACCACCCGACGGAAGUGGUGGUCUUGAACGGCCGAACAGGAUUUGA